Molecule: messenger RNA, 531 nt
Organism: Penicillium canariense
Lineage: Eukaryota; Fungi; Ascomycota; Eurotiomycetes; Eurotiales; Aspergillaceae
Exons: 2
Source: RefSeq, a predicted model, not a curated record
AUGCGUCUAACACCCCUCAUCCCCCUCACUCUUCCCCUCACUCUCGCCGCCGCAAACACGCUCAACGUCACAGUCCUCGGCGCCAAAGACAACCGCUCCACUCUCGAAUGCUGGGCUCUCGAGCCGGGUUUCCAGACGUCCAACCAGGCCGGCACGUCUGGCACUGAAGCGUUGAACCUGGGGCCUAUCGGGGGUGCUCAUGCGGCGAACGCGACGUACUCGGUUAUCCCAGCCGGCUUUGACGGGGGCAGACAUAAUGCGCCUGCACAGCAAUGGGUCGUCUUCCUCUCAGGCCUGGCGCACAUCACCAUACCCAAUUCCACGGCUGAAGCCUGGAUUCUUGGUGGCAAGCAUGGAACUAUUCUGGCGCUGGAUACUGCGGACGUGAGUACGGUGGGCCAUGUCACGAAGUACCCCUCGCAGGAGCAGACGGUUUCUUUGCAGCUUCCAUUGGGCGAUGCGGGUGUGCCAGGGCAUGUGGUGUUACAUAGUGGUGCUUGUCGGGGGAGUGAGAUGCUUACUGAAAGUGCU